AUGUCGUUUUUAACUAAACUUGAGCCCAAGUACGCGCUCCCUCAUCAAUCACAUCGCCCCGUCCACCUCGUCUCCGACGACGAGCUCGGAGACUUCUCAGACGUCAACAUCUUCGACGACAUCGUCCUCGUCGUCGACAUCGACGACGACCUCGAGCUCUUCUACUUCCAGCUCCUCCACUACCUCGCAGACCUCCACGUCGACGUCGACGUCGACGUCGACCUCUUCCUCGACUUCCAUACUACAAGUCAAACGACUUCACCGACAACUUCGACCACUAAUACAGCUACAACCACAACGUCUUCUCCCACGACGACGUCCUAUUCGUCAUCUUCGCUCACUACCUACACAUCGCAAUCGACCUCCGAUGGGCAGAUCGUGACCUAUACCUCGACCGUUGCUGUGUAUCCCACAACGAGUGCUAACAGUGAUGCAAGCACCGGAUCUUCGUUCUGGAACAACAAGGGCGAUGUUGCUGGUGUUUUCACUGUCGUCGGUGUGGUCGCUCUAGUUGUUCUCAUAGCCAUUAUUACUGGGGCUGUUCGUAGGCGUCGCGCUAGGAAGUUCGAUCGGGACGCUGCUGAAGCCGCCGCAGAGGCUGCUGCCAACACUCACGCCCCGGACUUUACCGAUGAUGACUAUGGCUAUCGUGACGAUCGUAACCAGGACUUCGCAGAACGUGGUGGCUACUCCGAUACCGCUAGUCAUGGUACAUUCAGUCAACCUCCUAUGCAGCCAGGUGAAAGCUACAACAUGAGCGAGCUCCCGCCAUUUGAUCCAUACUUCUCUGCUGGUGCAGCAGGUGAUCCUUACUCUGCAGCAGGUGCGGCGGGUAUAGGUGCGGGUGUGAAUCGUGCGCGAAGCUUAGGUCAUACGAAUACCUUCAACCCGUAUACUGCUCCAACGCCGGUUUCCGUGCCAAACGCCUACCAGGAUGGAUCCCCUCCUCUUGGGGCGUACGGUGCGCCUCAGAAUCAAUACGGUGCCGCGAUGGCAUCUUCAGGCGUCAACAGCAAUAGCGACCUCCUCGCUGCGGCGGGGAUUGCGGGUGGGGCGGGCGGGGCUGCCGCUGGACUCGCGCGCGGACCUUCUCCAAUCGCGUCUUCAGGACCCCAAGAUACCCUCGCACGGAACAGGAGCUUGGGUGCGAACACGCUCAUGAGCUCUGGAUCUGAAUAUAGCACAUCCGCUGCCACUCACCAGCAGUAUGGCGCAUAUCCCUCUGCUACCCAGGGGCAGCCUGGCGCCCGACCCGUCUCCUUUGGCGACCCUACGUCGAAUUCAACAGAGAGUCUACCAAAUCCGUUCGGCUCAGCGGCACAACCUGGGGAGACUAGUCUUCUCGGAGCUACCUUCAGCUCGCCGGAAAAUUCUGCGGACGAGCAUGGGGCUGAGCUUGGUGGCGGAGCACCUCACAGCCCAGAGGAGAAUCGUAUGAGUCUGCGCGACGAGGACGAUUAUGGGUUCAAUGGCGGCCGCAGAGUGCUGAAGGUUGCCAAUGAGUGA
Messenger RNA from Fibroporia radiculosa, 1506 nucleotides. RefSeq lists its product as uncharacterized. NCBI's taxonomy places the organism in Eukaryota, Fungi, Basidiomycota, Agaricomycetes, Polyporales, Fibroporiaceae. The record is from RefSeq and is a predicted model, not a curated record. The transcript is spliced from 6 exons. The coding region runs from base 1 to 1506 and encodes 501 amino acids.